AUGUGUGUGUGUGUGGGGGUUUGUGUUCGGGGCUGGCCGGCGGUACUGCGUGCUGCUGUUGGUUUUCUGCUCUCCAGUUUGCUGCGAGCUGCUGACGAUGAUCUCGGCGAAGCCUCGUCAGGCUCACCGAGUCGCGCACAGGUGUGCUUCUGGACGGGUGCGGAUGGACCGACGGAGCCUAGCCAGGCUACCGAACGUCGGCUGGUGUUCGACCACUACGGGCUUGGUGGGAACCAAAGGGGGUGCUUUACCUCGCGGACCGAGGACGGCGGUCUGCGGGCGCCACGUCAGGACACGGGGUCAACGAGACCUUCUGGGUCGCUCAUCUCCCUGCACUUGAACAAAGAGUUCAUCGAUCACUCGAUCUUCGACAUAUUCGAUACUUCUAACAGGUUCAAAUCCGCUGCUGUUCAGUUCAACUUCCAUCCUUGUACGAGCGGGAGUUUGCUGCGAGCUGCUGACGAUGAUCUCAGCGAAGCCUCGUCAGGCUCACCGAGUCGCGCACAGGUGUGCUUCUGGACGGGUGCGGAUGGACCGACGGAGCCUAGCCAGGCUACCGAACGUCGGCUGGUGUUCGACCACUACGGGCUUGGUGGGAACCAAAGGGGGUGCUUUACCUCGCGGACCGAGGACGGCGGUCUGCGGGCGCCACACCAGCAGGAAGCCGACGUUGAACGCAAGGGAACCGACUGUGCCCCCCCACAAUCAUCCGGGUCAACGCGCCGGACAGAACAACAAUCUGCGAGCUGGUUCGUGGGGGCUGCACGUGAGGGAACGCGCCGGAGAGGUCAACAACAACCUGCUUGUGCGAGGCUGAACGCGCACACCACCAUCUUGUUACAUCGCCGGAGUCAAACACCCGGUCGAGCGUUGCAUCGGCGAGGCAGAAGCACCCGUACUCAGCCAACGACCAUUUCGAACGACCAGCAGGAAGCCGACGUUAAACGCAAGGGAACCGACGUUGAACGCAAGGGAACCGACUGUGCCCGCCCACAAUCAUCCGGGUCGACGCGCCGGACAGAACAACAAUCUGCGAGCUGGUUCGUGGGGGCUGCACGUGAGGGAACGCGCCGGAGAGGUCAACAACAACCUGCUUGUGCGAGGCUGAACGCGCACACCACCAUCUUGUUACAUCGCCGGAGUCAAACACCCGGUCGAGCGAGCGUGUCGAGCUGGUUCGUGGAGGCUGAUCGUGAGGGAACGCUCCGGAGAGGUCAACAACAACCUGCUUGUGCUAGCUCCGCGAGGCUGAACGCGCACACCACCAUCUUGUUACAUCGCCGGAGUCACCCGGUCGAGCGUUGCAUCGGCGAGGCAGAAGCACCCGUACCCAGCCAACGACCAUUUCGAACGUUCCAGACCAGCAGGAAGCCGACGUUGAACGCACGGGAACCGACUGUGCCCGCCCACAAUCAUCCGGGUCGACGCGCCUGACAGAACAACAAUCUGCGAGCUGGUUCGUGGAGGCUGCACGUGAGGGAACGCGCCGGAGAGGUCAACAACAACCUGCUUGUGCGAGGCUGAACGCGCACACCACCAUCUUGUUACAUCGCCGGAGUCAAACACCCGGUCGAGCGUUGCAUCGGCGAGGCAGAAGCACCCGUACUCAGCCAGGAAAUUGAACUCGUCCCUAUUCAGCCUACAACCAACUUGCUCACCGUUCACCGUUCUAAUCUUCCCAGCUGUCGUAAUUCGACUGGUUUGAAGAACUUGGACUCCUGGCGCAAAGGGCAACG
Molecule: messenger RNA, 1736 nt
Organism: Culex quinquefasciatus (southern house mosquito)
Lineage: Eukaryota; Metazoa; Arthropoda; Insecta; Diptera; Culicidae
Exons: 6
Coding region: 1-1434 (477 amino acids)
Source: RefSeq, a predicted model, not a curated record